AUGCCAAGCGGAAAAGUAGACAAACCCGUGAUUGAAGACAAUCGUGAUGGAACCGUCAGCAUUAAUUACGGACCAAAAGAAGAAGGUCUUCAUGAACUUCAUAUUAAGUACAAUGGCGAACACGUUCAAGGAUCUCCGUUUAAAUUUCACGUCGAUUCUAUCGCUAGCGGAUACGUAACCGCUUACGGUCCUGGAUUAUCUCAUGGAGUCUGCGGAGAACCAUCCAACUUUACAAUUUACACGAAAGGUGCAGGAGCCGGAGGAUUGGCUAUGUCCGUUGAAGGACCCAGUAAAGCGGAAAUUUCGUGUCACGAUAAUAAAGAUGAUACCGUAUCCGUGUCGUAUUUACCCACCGCACCGGGAGAAUAUAAAAUAUCCGUUAAAUUUGGAGACAAGCACAUCAAAGGAAGUCCCUACAGUGCUAAAAUUACAGGCGAGGGAAGAAAACGUAAUCAAAUAUCCGUCGGAUCUUGCAGUGAAUUUUCAAUUCCUGGAAAAUGCACAGAUUCUGAGCUUCGUACUCUCAACGCUUCUAUUCAAGCUCCGAGCGGUUUGGAAGAACCUUGUUUUUUGAAAAAAAUGCCCAAUGGAACGCUCGGAAUAUCGUUCACGCCCAGAGAAGUUGGAGAACAUCAAGUCUCUGUUAAGAGAAUGGGAAAUCAUAUAACAAAUUCACCAUUUAAAAUUAGCGUUGGUGCCAAAGAAGUUGGAGAUGCUAAAAAAGUCAAAGUGACCGGUUCUCUUAAGGAGGGAGUCACUCACAAAGAUAAUGUUUUUACCGUCGAUACUAAAAAUGCUGGUUACGGUGGUUUGUCGUUAUCAAUUGAAGGUCCAAGCAAAGCAGAAAUUUCUUGCAAGGAUAACGAAGAUGGAACUUUGAAAAUUGCUUACAAACCGACAGAACCUGGUUAUUACAUCGUAAACCUUAAAUUCGCUGACCAUCAUGUCGACGGGUCUCCUUUCACCGUAAAGGUAUCUGGAGAAGGAUCUAACAGAGUUAGAGAAAAAAUUCAAAGGCAAAGGGAAGCUGUUCCAAUCACGGAAGUAGGAAGCAAAUGCAAGUUGACAUUUAAAAUGCCUGGAAUAACAGCUUUUGAUUUAUCUUCAAGUGUUACAUCUCCCGGCGGUGUGACGGAAGACGCUGAAAUCAAUGAAGUAGAAGAUGGCCUAUAUGCUGUUCAUUUUGUUCCGAAAGAAUUGGGAGUUCAUACUGUUUGUGUUAAAUACAAAGACAUUCAUAUACCUGGAUCUCCUUUCCAAUUUACCGUCGGUCCGUUAAAAGACGGAGGUGCGCACAGAGUUCACGCUGGAGGACCUGGAUUAGAACGCGGAGAACAAGGAGAGGCCUGUGAAUUUAAUGUUUGGACUCGGGAAGCUGGUGCUGGAUCUUUGGCUAUUUCAGUCGAAGGACCGAGCAAAGCGGAAAUAGAUUUCAAGGAUAGAAAAGAUGGAUCUUGUUAUGUCAGUUACAAAGUUGGAACUCCAGGGGAAUAUAGAGUCGGUAUCAAAUUUAACGAUCAACACAUCCCGGACUCUCCUUAUAAAGUAUACAUAUCACCUGCGAUGGGAGACGCUCAUAAACUGGAAGUUGCUCAAUUCCCGGAAUCCGGAGUCAGGGCAAAUCACCCAUCGAACUUUCUCGUACGGAAAAACGGAGCUAAAGGAGAACUGGAUUGCAAGAUAAUUUCUCCGAGUGGAAUCGAAGAUGAUUGUUUCAUUCAGUCGAUUGAUUCGGAUACCUAUUCAGUCAGAUUCAUGCCGAGAGAAAACGGAAUUCACAACAUUCAUUGUAAAUUUAACGGAGUUCAUAUUCCAGGAUCUCCAUUCCGCAUAAAAGUAGGAAAGGAAGAUGCUGAUCCUGCUGCCGUCAGAGCUACCGGAAAUGGCCUUACGAAAAUUAAAACAGGAACAAAAACAGAUUUUAUAAUAGACACUUGCAACGCCGGUGCCGGAACUUUAGCCGUUCAAAUUGACGGUCCGUCAAAAGUUUCGAUGGAUUGUACCGAAGCUGAAGAAGGUUACAAAGUUCGUUACACGCCUUUGAUGCACGGAGACUACUUUGUCAGCAUUAAGUAUAAUGGCUAUCAUAUCGUAGGUUCUCCUUUUAAAGUUAGCUGCACAGGUGAAGAUUUGGCUGAGCGAGGUCCACAGGAAACUUCAUCUGUCGUCGUUGAAACAGUUCAUAAAGUCGCUAAAAGCAAAGGACAACAAGGUCCAACAAUGCCGAAAUUUAAAUCUGAUGCUUCAAAAGUAACCAGCAAGGGUAUGGGUCUUAAGAAAGCAUAUUUAGGAAAACAAAAUAAUUUUACCGUCAACUGUGGAGAUGCCGGUAAUAACAUAUUGUACGUAGGAGUUUAUGGACCAAAAGGACCUUGCGAAGAAGUUUUUAUAAAACAUACGGGACGUAACAAUUAUCAAGUUGGAUAUUUAGUCAAAGAAAGAGGAGACUACCUUGUCAUCGUCAAAUGGGGAGACGAUCAUAUUAGAGGUUCACCAUUUAAAGUGGAUGUUUGA
Pediculus humanus corporis (human body louse) is the source of this 2514-nucleotide messenger RNA. Its product is annotated as Filamin-C, putative. NCBI's taxonomy places the organism in Eukaryota, Metazoa, Arthropoda, Insecta, Psocodea, Pediculidae. Gene Ontology annotation, molecular function: actin filament binding. The transcript is spliced from 12 exons. The record is from RefSeq and is a predicted model, not a curated record. Bases 1 to 2514 code for a protein of 837 amino acids. Gene Ontology annotation, biological process: actin cytoskeleton organization.